AUCUGCUAACCCCUUCCCCUGGCUCUGUGUUUCACUCACCGAACGGCGGCCCUUAAUAACAAUCAUAACAAUAAUAAUAAUGUACCGAACCGCGGCGAAACGAUUAUUCUCCGCUGCAACUCAUUCCUAUCAUGGUAAUCUUCACCGCCUCCGGUUGCGCCCUCCACACUCUCAGAUCUUCAUACCCUAUCGUUGCUUUUCUACAUCCGAGGAUCAACCAUUUCCUAUUCCACAAUCUCCCGUUCAUCCUGAAACCCCUCUCAUAUCAGAUUCAGUUCCAUCUUCAUCGCCAUCGCCGUCGCCGGAUGAGGAUCCCAGAACCAGAGGAGACAAGUACCAGGACGAAAAAUCUCGCGUGCUCCAUGCCUCCCUCACUCACGUUAUAAAGUUGGGAUGGACUGAAGCUGCGCUGAUUGCAGGAGCAAAGGAUGUUGGACUCUCCCCUUCCAUUGUUGGUUCUUUGCCGAGGAAGGAAGCUGCUCUGGUUGAGUUUUUCAUGGAUGACUGCUUACAAAAGCUUAUCGAUAGAAUUGACUCUGAUGAGAGUUUGAAAACCUUGACACCAAGUGAAUGUAUCUCUAAGCUUAUCAGAAUUCGUCUAGAAAUGCAGGCACCAUAUAUAUCAACAUGGCCUCAAGCUCUUAGUAUCCAGGCACAACCAGUGAAUGUUCCAACUAGUUUUAAGCAGAGGGCAAUGCUUGUGGAUGAGAUUUGGCAUGCUGCAGGUGACACUGCUUCUGAUAUUGAUUGGUAUGCCAAGCGCACUGUCCUGGCAGGAAUAUACUCAACAACCGAGAUUUAUAUGCUGACAGAUACCUCUCCUGACUUCCGUGAUACAUGGGCCUUCCUGGAUGCUCGAGUGAAAGAUGCUUUCGAUCUAAAGAAAACCAUUCAAGAGGCACAGCAUUUGGCAGAAGCGGUGAGCGCGGGACUCGGGAACACAUUUCAAGGGUUUGUGGGGAAAGUUCUUCGUAGAUAAUAUUCCACUCCGCGGUCAUAUCAUGUUUCUCUUGAACAAUGAAACCAUGAUUAUCACUUGUAGGAGAUGCUAUAUUUACUAGUACUUAUGGUUUGGAUAAGUUCACAUUUGUUCUGUGUUGGGCACUUCAUUCGGUCAGCGCUCGAGUGCCUUAUGCUAACACAAUAAUUUCACUCUUGUAAAUAAUCCCAUUUUGGUUUUAUGGCGCAAGGGACACAUUUUUUAAUGAGUUUCUUUUGGACUCUACAACUGUAUUGAUUUAGUGUUAAUUUUUAUGUUGUAACCUUCCGUAUUAUCAAGGGAUGUGCUUGCAAAUAAUUUGGUUCUCA
Messenger RNA from Arachis stenosperma, 1308 nucleotides. RefSeq lists its product as uncharacterized. The transcript is spliced from 6 exons. Gene Ontology annotation, molecular function: lipid binding. Gene Ontology annotation, biological process: ubiquinone biosynthetic process. The record is from RefSeq and is a predicted model, not a curated record. NCBI's taxonomy places the organism in Eukaryota, Viridiplantae, Streptophyta, Magnoliopsida, Fabales, Fabaceae. Gene Ontology annotation, cellular component: mitochondrial inner membrane. Bases 80 to 979 code for a protein of 299 amino acids.